UGUAAUACCCAGUUUUCGUUCUUUCAGCGGAAACACCACUGCCGUAAAUGUGGCAUGAUUGUGUGCCAGCGACACAGUGCUAACCAACUUCCACUUUUCUCAUACGACUCUCCUUGUGUCGAAUGGAGCCGUGUGUGCGAUGCUUGUUUC
Molecule: messenger RNA, 150 nt
Organism: Phycomyces blakesleeanus NRRL 1555(-)
Lineage: Eukaryota; Fungi; Mucoromycota; Mucoromycetes; Mucorales; Phycomycetaceae
Exons: 1
Biological process (GO): protein targeting to vacuole; protein transport to vacuole involved in ubiquitin-dependent protein catabolic process via the multivesicular body sorting pathway
Cellular component (GO): ESCRT-0 complex
Molecular function (GO): ubiquitin binding; metal ion binding; phosphatidylinositol-3-phosphate binding
Source: RefSeq, a predicted model, not a curated record